This is a messenger RNA of Helianthus annuus (common sunflower), 1863 nucleotides long. Its product is annotated as labd-13Z-ene-9,15,16-triol synthase, chloroplastic. The record is from RefSeq and is a predicted model, not a curated record. Bases 21 to 1577 code for a protein of 518 amino acids. NCBI's taxonomy places the organism in Eukaryota, Viridiplantae, Streptophyta, Magnoliopsida, Asterales, Asteraceae. The transcript is spliced from 2 exons. Gene Ontology annotation, molecular function: iron ion binding; monooxygenase activity; oxidoreductase activity, acting on paired donors, with incorporation or reduction of molecular oxygen.
CACAAUUUUCAUUUCCCAAAAUGACAGAAAACAAACAUGAACUUGCUAUGGUGGUACCACUUGCGAUCACCAUUUCAAUAGUGAUGUUGGGUGUUCUAUGGUACAAGUUGACACUUUCGUCCUCCUCGCGGUCGCCACCAUUACCACCGGGUCCUCGUUCAUUGCCGAUUGUAGGGUACCUUCCAUUUCUUGGUCGUGAUCUACACAACGAGUUUACUAACAUGGCCCACACUUAUGGACCCAUCUUUAAAUUCUAUCUAGGAAGCAAGCUUCAUGUGGUGAUAAACACCCCAGAGCUAGCAAAGGAGGUGGUUCGUGACCAAGAUGAGACUUUUGCUAAUCGCGAUCUUACAGUUGCGGCCUCGAUUAUAGCCUACGAAGGACAAGAUUUGAUAUUCUCCAAGAAUAAUGCAACUUGGCGCAACCUUCGUAAGAUCUUUGUCCACGAGGUCUUAAGCAACAAGAAUCUUAAAGCAUGUAGUUCUUUCCGGAGGGAUGAAGUUAGAAAAACUAUCAAGAACGUUUUUAGUAAGAUCGGGACCAAUGUUGACAUCCGUGAAAUUGCUUUCUUGACUGAAUCCAAUGUCAUAACAAGAAUGAUUUGGGAUAAUGUAUCAUACAUAGACGAAAAGGGUUUCAAUCUCGGAGUCGAGUUACAAACGAUGGCGUCGAACAUCACCAAAAUUUUGGGACAUCCAAAUUUGUCAGAUUUCUUCCCUACUCUUGCUUGGUUUGAUCUACAAGGUGUUGAGAGGAACAUGAAGAAAGAAGUUAAGAAGCGGGGUCAAAUUUUUGAGAGCAUCAUCGAAGAUCGAAUCAAAUCUAAUAACAAAAUGUCACCAGAUGGAAUUCGACAUGAAGAAAAUAAAGACUUUUUACAAAUCCUAUUAGAUCUCAAGGACCAACAAUAUCUUAACAUGACACAAGUAAACGCACUUCUCUCGGACUUUAUGAUUGCAGGAACAGAAACAACGGCCACACUGAUAGAAUGGGCAAUGGCGAAUAUUAUGCGGAAUCAUACAGUUUUGAAAAAGAUUCAAGAAGAAUUGGUUGAAAUUGUUGGACUAAACCACAUGGUUGAAGAAUCACAUCUCCCAAAACUACAAUACUUGGAUGCAACUAUUAAGGAAACAUUUCGGUUGAAUCCUAUAGUUCCUUUUCUAGUCCCAAGGGCGCCGAGCAAGGAUUGUGUGGUGGGUGGAUACAGAAUUCCAAAAGGGUGUAGCAUCUUUUUGAAUGUUAUAUCAAUCCACCGGAAUGCUCAACACUGGGACAAUCCCUUGGACUUCAAUCCUGAGAGGUUCUUGGCUAACAAAGGGAUAAACAAAUGGGAUUACAAUGGAAAUGAUUUAAAGUUCUUCCCAUUUGGAUCGGGAAGAAGAUUGUGCCCAGGUAUUCCAUUGGCUCAGAAAAUGCAAAUGUUUAUCUUGGCUUCGCUCUUGCACUCGUUCGACUGGAGUUUGCCUAAUGGUGAAGAGCAUGACCUUUCUGAAAGUUUUGGUCUUACUUUAACUAAAAGAAAACCACUCAUAGCUAUCCCAUAUCAAAGAUUGCCUGAUGCAAGCCUCUAUAUGUAAUAUUUUAAUACUUGCCCAUAUGGUUAAAACUGUAAUAAGAAAGACUAGAGACAUUGUCUUUCAACACAAGUACAUCUUGUGGUUCAUAGUGUAUUUUUAAGGUAUUGUGUUUUUAAGGAUAUGUUUGGCAUGUGGCUUUUAUGAGUUUUUAGAAGCUUCUAGCUUUAAGCUUUUAAGAUCCUACUCAAUAAAAGUCUUGUUUAGUUGAAGGGGCUUGAAGCUUUUAGGUUAGGAGCUUGAAGCUUUUGGUUGAAUGCUUCUACUAGUAGCGUUUAGAAGGAGCUAC